AUGCCCUCGUAUUUUUACCAUCUCAGUCUCGAGGUUCUUUCUAACUCUGACAUCGCAGCACAAACGCCGCUUGCUAUUGAAUCCGCUUGCGAAGCUCUCUUACCUUUUCAGAAACGCAACCGCCCCUCCAGCUCCUCCGGCGACGCUAAUAUUCUUAGAAAACACGAAAGGAGAGAAGGCGGCCUGAUUGCGCACUCAUCAUCUCAGUCUUCAAGCUCACAAGCGUCUCCCGGAAAGCCCUCUCGCUCCCGCUCCGCCAUCAAUACCUCAUCCGCCCCUUCCAACCUCCUCCACGACCUCCGCUCCAGCCCAAUCUCCAUCCAGUGCAUUGACAUGGUCACACCAGAAGGCGGCGCAAUGUCGCGCAAAAAACGCGCGGCCUCUGGCCAAGAAGAUAACCUCGUCGCCGCAGGGAUCGGCACCGACAUCCUCGGGGGUCUGCGCACAAAAGGCCGCUACAUCCCACUAGAUCAAAAGGUCGGGGACAGCGUCUGGGGAAUAGUGCACCUAUAUCGCGAUGCGGCAGAAACUCCCUAUCUCGCCUCUAACGAUGACGACUACCCUACCCACCUUAAAGGCUCGGCUGCUGCCGUCGCGCGACCGCCUGGCGGCGAGCAGCUAGCGUUCCGACCUCAUGUGGCGGGAGGCGCGUCGAAGAGUGCGGGAAGAGACUCGGCUGAUUUGGCGGCUUAUCCCUUUCCUGUUACGGCGUCAUCGUCGGCUCUUAUCCCGGACGAUGACUGCUCUACGUUGUGUGUGCUGGCUGUGCCAAGUUAUCUUUCAGUGUCUGACUUCUUGGGCUUUGUGGGGGAGAGGACGCUGGAUGAUGUCAGUCACUUUAGAAUGAUUAGGACGCCAAGGGCGAAUCGGUAUAUGGUUUUGAUGAAAUUCCGGAGUGGGCGAAAAGCGAUGGAGUGGCAGAAGGAGUGGAAUGGGAAGGUUUUCAAUAGUAUGGAGCCCGAAACCUGCCAUGUGGUAUUUGUCAAAUCCGUCGAAAUCCAGGUCGUCGAGCCCGGCGACCAAUCCGACUACACUCCAGCAGAAACUCUCCCACUCUCCCCGUCAUCCAGCCAACCCGGAGGCCGACACUCAACGUCAACCGGACAAGCAACCCUCUCCACGAAACCCCUCGCACCCCCGACUCCGGCCCUUAUCGAACUUCCCACUUGCCCUGUCUGCCUAGAGCGGAUGGAUGAAACAACCGGUCUCCUGACCAUCAUCUGCCAACACGUUUUUCAUUGCACAUGCCUCCAGAAAUGGAAAGGCAGCGGCUGCCCUGUCUGCCGGUACACACAGGACGACCUACGCCGGCCUAUAACGAGCGACGACUCUGACGCUCCACCGCCAGAAUGUAGUGUUUGCAACUCCGACCUCAAUCUGUGGGCCUGUCUCAUCUGCGGCAACAUAGGUUGCGGCCGCUACGACGGCGCCCACGCUUUCGACCAUUGGAAACAGACCUCUCACGCCUUUGCAAUGGACCUCACCACCCAGCGCGUCUGGGACUACGUGGGCGACGCCUACGUGCACCGCAUCAUCCAAAGCAAAACAGACGGGAAGCUGGUUGAGCUGCCCGCCGCGGACCACUCCGCCCUAGAUCCGGACUGGGCCGAUGCGGUCCCCCGCGAGAAACUUGAGAACAUGAGCGUUGAGUACACUCAUCUUUUGACGAGCCAGUUGGAGAGCCAGCGCGCAUAUUUCGAGGAGAUCGUCGAGCGGGCGGCUGAUAAAGCCUCGCAGGCCAGCGCCGCAGCCUCGGCCGCGGAGGAAGUUGCUAGUCAAGCGUCGGCCCGGCUGGCUGAGAUGCAGGCGAAGUUUGAUAAUCUGGCGGUUGAAUCCAUCCCAGGUCUUGAAAAGGAUAAAGCGCGGCUCGAGAAACGAGCAGACAAAUUCGAGGCGAUGGCGCGGGCUUUGGAGAAGGACUACCGGGCUGAGAAGGCGAUGAACGAGAAUCUGAUGGAGCGCGUCAAUGCUUUGACGACGGAGAAUGAGGCGCUGAAAGCGCAGUGCCAGGAUCUUGCGGAGCAGAAUCGCGACUUGACUUUCUUCAUAAGUAGUUCGCAGCGGCUGCAGGGGAGGGCGAGGAUGUUGUGCAGGGACAGUUAG
Messenger RNA from Penicillium chermesinum, 2103 nucleotides. RefSeq names its product putative RING and UBP finger domain protein. Gene Ontology annotation, cellular component: cytoplasm. Gene Ontology annotation, biological process: Ras protein signal transduction; protein ubiquitination. Gene Ontology annotation, molecular function: zinc ion binding; ubiquitin protein ligase activity. The record is from RefSeq and is a predicted model, not a curated record. NCBI's taxonomy places the organism in Eukaryota, Fungi, Ascomycota, Eurotiomycetes, Eurotiales, Aspergillaceae. The coding region runs from base 1 to 2103 and encodes 700 amino acids. The transcript has 2 exons.